GGCACAUCCCUUGUCUCCCCCCUAACCAACCAACCAACCAACUCACCACAGCCUCAGGCGCUGCCUGGUGUGCGAUUCCUCCCGACAAUGCCCGACAGCGUACCAGGCAACGCGCUGACGUCGCUCCCAGAAGACAAGGUGGUGGUGCCGGUUGACAGAUGCGACACAGAGAGCACGGGGGACGGUCACACAAACGGCUCUUCACAAAGUGGAGGGACCAGCAGCCCAGAUCUCAUCGAUGAUGAAGGUACGCAAUACACGACCGUCUCAUUGACUGAUCCACCGAGAGCACCCCAGUCACACGAGGAGCAACGAGUCAAAGGACACUCUUAAGCUGAUUUUUCCCUCCCGACCACGGUGGGAUGCCCUGCAGAUGACGGAUGGGUUGUGGUUUCUGAGACAUUUGAUGACCCCUAUGAUGCCGACGGCUCUCCACGGAUGAGCACAUUCAUCAACGCGAGGGUACGUCUAUAUGUACAACACAACACACGUGAUGACGCCGUUGACAAACACACAGCAGUCUCAUUCUGUCCGUUGGCCUCUUGUCUGUCAGGGUCUCCGCAUUCAGACGUACGCGUGGGAGGUCUGCCAUCCCCGUGGGGUCAUCUGUGCCGUCCACGGCUACUCGUCUCACGCACGUCUCGACUGGCUCGUGCCGCCGGCGUGUGACUACGAAGGCAGCUGGGUCCAAAGGUCAGUGGGUGCGCUCCAGCCACGCGUGCUCAUGACUGCUCGUUUGUCGGGUUGGUGUGCGUGUCGGCAGGCUAAACCAGCGCGGCUACUCCUUCGUGGCGCUUGACAUCCAGGGCUUCGGGCGGUCUCAGGGAUGGCGUGGUCUGCGUGGAUGCUAUCAGCGUUUUGAUCACGUGGUUGACGACGUCCUCCACGUGAUCCGCAGCAUCAAGAAGCAGCACGCCUCCCAGCUCCCCACAUUCGUCAUGGGCUGCUCUCUUGGCGGCAACCUGGCCCUGAGGGCGGCCCACCAAGCGCAGAAGGAGGAGAUGGACAUUGCCGGCGUCAUUUUGCUCGCCCCAAUGCUGUCGGUCGACAACCUGAAGAAGACGGCGGUGAGGAGGGCGAUGCUGCUGGUCGCGCCGCUUCUCAGCGCCCUGUUCCCUACUGCCGCAUGCCUCGCUAUACCUGUGAGCUGCGUGCACGUGUGGACGGAUCGCAACGAAACGUGUGACGUCUGUCGUGUGUCUGUGCCUCUCUGUUUGUGUUCGCAGCGUGGAAAGGAUCCGAGAAUCGACGAGGUGUUUGACAACGAUCCCUACACCUACAAGAAGCCGCUUCGACUCCGUGUGGCGAAAGAGCAGAUGAACGCAUGCGACAAGUGAGGGAGGGAGGACGAAGGGAGAGAGAAGCAGCCGCGACGCUCAACUCUUCUCACCGACCUGUCUUGUCUGUCUGUCUUUUGGCAAUCAGGGCUCAGGCCAUUGCUCCAUCUGUCCGUUUGCCCAUGUUGUUGUUCCACAGCCGAAAUGACACCUUCAUCGAGGCUGCGGGCUCGCAGCGGCUGUGGGAGGCCUCGCCUUCAGAGGUCAGUGAGAGCCAGCGCACUUGACGUGAUGAAUGCAUUCAUGUCGGUGUUGUUCUGUUCUGUUGUGACGUCAGGACAAGACACUGCUGUGGUGCGAUCACAUGUGGCAUCAUCUGAUGACUGAUGCGGGCAAUCUGGAGCUGCUGGCAACGAUAGCCAAGUGGCUGGACCACCGCUCGGAGCCCACUACUGACGCAUCCAAAUGGCACAGCAUGAGCACACAGGACACCCCUGAGGACCCCUGUUGCCCAGCGGCCGUCGUGAGCGAGGAUAACACGCCCAACGCCCCCCUGCCGGCACAUGGAGACGCCUCCCGCUACGUCCUGCCCCCCUCGCUCCCCUGCUCGCCGUCCGCCGUCACCAUCAGAUAGACAGGCAGAGAGGGAGACAGGCCGAUGUGUGUAUGGG
Messenger RNA from Vitrella brassicaformis, 1948 nucleotides. NCBI's taxonomy places the organism in Eukaryota, Vitrellaceae. The record is from the annotation of a GenBank genome assembly.